ACCAUUUCCGUUCUAACCCUAGAACAGUUUCUGUGUCUCUCUCUCAGUUGAUCUCUUCUGCUCCCCCUUCUGCUUCAACUAUUAUACCGACAUGCCUCCUAGUACUUCUCCUCUCUCCAACUCGAAGCUCGGAUAACCUACUCGAGGCAGUUAUAUUCAGGCAAAGUCAUGUAUCUUGCUUGAAGGGAGUUCGUGUUCUUCAUAUAUAUUCUUCACUGCGGUGGAUCGAUUGUUGCGUCGACUCAGGUUCCUGUUUGACUCGAACUGAUUUGAGGAUUAAACAAAGAAGAAAAAUCAUAUAUUUGGGAGGGUGCAAUGCAGAUGAUAUAUUUCAGAGGUGAAGAAGGAAUCCGCAGUGACAAUCCGAAUAACGGGCGCUUGUCACCCAUGCCAUCCGGCCUGUGGUGGACCGGCUUUGGAUCUCAUCAGGCAGCUCAGGUCGAAUCUCCACCACCACAAUUGAAGUCUUCGAAAUCUAACAAAGGACAUGUGGCCGGUCAGUUCACCAUCCAUUCUGGGGACUGCAAAGAUCUGAUGCCGGAACAUCGUCUCAAGCCAGCAAUUGCCCAGCAUGCGACUUGUGCAAAGUAUCAAAGCAUAGAUCCCUGGUAUGGUGUCUUCUCGGCUUAUGGACCUCAUUUGUCGGGCGGCAUUAUGCUUCCAUUGAGUUCGGCAGCAUCUGAUGGACUGGUAAUAUAUGUAAACCCGAAGCAAUAUCCUGCUAUUAUUAGGCGUCGUGAAUCUCGUGCAAAGGCAGAGCAGGAGAACCGACUUUCAAGGGUCAGAAAGCCCUAUAUGCAUGAGUCCCGGCACCUUCAUGCUAAGCGCCGACCCAGGGGAUGUGGCGGUCGCUUCUUGGACACAAAGAGUUCCAAUCCCAACAACCCAGAAGGGGAGACUGAAAAGAAGAAAUCCUUCGAACGGUAUCAUUCUAGUUCUCAGAGUUCGGAGGUUCUGCAGUCCGAGAACAGAACACUUAACUCGUCAUGGAGAGGAACAGACAGCAGCAGGGCAAGUCUCUCCGGCUACAACGAGGUCACGAGCAUGUACUCUGGGAGGGAUACUGUCGUCAAUCAUACUCAUUGGCCCUUCCACUUUCCCAGUAUCUCGAAAGGAAAAGUCUAAAUAAUGGCAAUGGAAGUGGGAAACCCCAUCCUAGAAGCAACCAGAUGGCGAAGCUCGGUCCAUGACUGGUUUCAGUUCCUUGGAUUGUCCUUCAUUUGGUUGUUUGAUAGGCAAAUCAUCCUUGGCUCAUCGCGCUGAGGUACUCUCGAUCCCUUGAAGGGUUGAAGUAUCCUCAGUGCACUAAUAAGAAAAAGAGACAGUACUGGUGUGAGAGAUGUAUCUGUUUGUAGAGAGAGGUCUAGACAGGUGUUUGCCGUGAAAUAGAGACAGUAGUGGUGUGAGAGAUGUAUCUGUCUGUUGUUCGUUUUCUAAUCUCGAAUGUAUUAUACAAUAUGUCCUGUUGCCUGGCUUUCUGUAGAAAGGGUGUGGCGUUCUCUGCUAGCUAUUCUUCA
This is a messenger RNA of Punica granatum (pomegranate), 1517 nucleotides long. The record is from RefSeq and is a predicted model, not a curated record. NCBI's taxonomy places the organism in Eukaryota, Viridiplantae, Streptophyta, Magnoliopsida, Myrtales, Lythraceae.